Aspergillus brunneoviolaceus CBS 621.78 is the source of this 345-nucleotide messenger RNA. RefSeq lists its product as uncharacterized. The record is from RefSeq and is a predicted model, not a curated record. Lineage: Eukaryota; Fungi; Ascomycota; Eurotiomycetes; Eurotiales; Aspergillaceae. Bases 51 to 320 code for a protein of 89 amino acids. The transcript has a single exon.
UCAAAUAUCUUGAAAUAUUUUCAACUAUAUCACCACGCCCACCAAAGGAAAUGGAAAAGCAGGCAUAUGACGAUACUUCCCAGUUCUCAACUUGCAGCGGAAAAGAGACGAUGCGUGUAGCAUCAAGGGGCGAAGAUGGAGGAAUGGAGAAGGCUAAAGAGCAAGAGCCAGCAACAGAGCGACAAGAUUAUAUCACUGGCUUCAGGCUUGUGUUGCUGCUGUCGGCUCUGACGUCUGCCGCCCUUCUUGUGCUUGUUGAUACUUCUAUCGUUGCCCCGGUAAGAUUGAGCUUUGAGAUACGAGGGACUGCUGCUGGUUAGGUAUACGUUCCUCUUGACUGAUGGC